AUGAGUUCCAAACAAGUACUAGUAGAAGACCCUCCCUCUUUCCUCUUCCACUUCCCUUCUCCUUACAAUAUUUACUGUGAAGACGACAACCUUUUUCUCCACUGCCUCCAUGACCAUGAUAAUUAUACUACUAGUAUAGGCGCCGAGGCCGUGACUAACAUGGAAAAUGAUGAAAAAAGUAACCACGACCAGUGUGCAGAUAUUGGGGGACUAGUGAAUGGAGAUCAUCAUUGCAUGACCGAGCAGAUAUCAGCACCGGAAAAGAGUAGCAGUACUACCGGAAAGGAUAGGCAGAGAAAGAUCGAAACAGCUCGAGGUCCAAGAGGCCGAAGAAUGAGACUGUCCCUUGAAGUUGCCCGCGACUUCUUCCAUCUUCAAGACAUGCUGGGAUUCGAUAAAGCUAGUAUGACAAUCCAAUGGUUGAUGAAGAAGUCCAGAGCCUCCAUCAACGAACUCGUCGGCUCGUGCUGCAGUACAACUGUUGCUGUUGCUGCUGCUGCUGCUGCUGCUGGUGCAAACAUUAGCGCUUCUUCUUCUACUUCGGAGUUGUGUAAUGAAGUAAUGGUGUCUUCCAUUAAGAUCGUGACCAAAGGUUCGAAACCCUUGUCGACGAGGUCGAGACGUGUUGCAAAGAAGAAAAAGGAAGUUAAUGCAUGGCGUAGAAUUGCAUUAAUGAACCCUGAGGCAAUACGAGAAUCGAGGGCCAAGGCAAGAGAGAGGGCUAGGGAGCUCACAAGAGAAAAAAAGAAGAUGAGACUCCACCAAUCAAAAGUAGUACCAUGUUUAGGAGCAAGCAACUGCGACUUGAGUACUCCCUUUGUCACGGCCGGUGGUGAUCCAGAGCAGAAUCAUAAUAUGUUGGAUGAUUGGAGCUCACCUAUCAUCCUCAGUUGUCAGCGUGAUAUUGGAAUGCCCCAAGAGCAAUAUCAAUCUACAGAUUUUUACCAAGUGCUUUGUGGAUCACUGGUAUCUUCUUUAUCUCCUAAAAUGGAUGGUGAAGGUUUGAAUCUCCAAAUAAGCAAAGUUAAUGUGUGA
This is a messenger RNA of Cornus florida, 1035 nucleotides long. Its product is annotated as transcription factor CYCLOIDEA-like. Gene Ontology annotation, biological process: regulation of secondary shoot formation. The coding region runs from base 1 to 1035 and encodes 344 amino acids. The record is from RefSeq and is a predicted model, not a curated record. Gene Ontology annotation, cellular component: nucleus. The transcript has 2 exons. Lineage: Eukaryota; Viridiplantae; Streptophyta; Magnoliopsida; Cornales; Cornaceae. Gene Ontology annotation, molecular function: sequence-specific DNA binding; DNA-binding transcription factor activity.